AUGCCAAAAAUAACUAUAUUUUCAGGUGGUACAGCUACAAAUGAAUUAACACCUAUUUUCACAAAUUUAUCAAAUUGUAAUAAUACAUCAUAUGUAAUACCAAUAUCAGAUAAUGGAGGAUCAACAGCAGAAAUAAUAAGAGUUAUUGGAGGACCAGCUAUAGGAGAUAUAAGAUCAAGAUUAACCAGAUUAAUUCCAAAUCAUCAAGAAUAUAUUCGAGAAUUAUUAAGUUUUAGAUUAUCACUGGAUCCCUCAUUAGCUAAACAACAAUGGAAUUCAAUAGUUGAAGGUAAUUCUGAAUUAUGGAAUAGUUUUAAUUCAAGUACUAAAGAAAUUUUUAGAAGUUUUUUUGUACAUUUACAUGUUGAAUUACUCAAGAGGUCAAGAAUUAAUUUAUCAACUAAGAGGCAAUUUAGAUAUGAAUUAGCUAACGUGGGGAAUUUAUUUCUUACUGGUGCAAGAUUAUUUAUUGGAUCAUUAGAUUCAGCAAUAGAAUUAUUUUGUAAAUUAACUGAUAUAAAUUCAAAUAUUCAAGUUUUACCAUGUAUUAAUACAAAUUUUACUUAUCAUAUUAGUGCAUUAUUACAAAAUGGAUUAAUUAUAACUGGUCAAUCACAAAUUUCACAUCCUUCUGAACCUCAAGUAGAAAAUCAUCCACCACCUAUAAAUAAAACUAGACCACCCACUCCUAAUGAUGAUUUAUCAAGGACCAAUUAUUUUAUGGAUUCUGAUAUUCAAAACGUUGUAAUAAAUGAAGUUGAAAUGAAUAAAAAACUACGUAAUAAAAAAAGUUUGGAACUAAUAAAUAAUUUAAGUGUAUCUGAUGAUUCAGAUGGUGAAGAAUCAGGUAAUAUCCCACAAUAUAUUCAUCCAGAAUUGAAAAAAUCACAAUUACAUUUCAAUAAAUCAAAUGAUAUAGAACCUUUAUUAUCACCAAUAAAAAGAAUCUUUUAUAUAUCACCAUAUGGAGAAGAAAUAUGUCCUACUGCAAAUUCAAGAGUAAUAUCAACUAUAUCAAACACAGACACUUUAAUAUAUUCAAUAGGUUCAUUAAUGACAAGUAUAGUACCUAUUUUAGUAUUAAAGGGAAUAGGUAAAGCAAUAACAACAAGUAAAUGUAAAAACAAAAUUCUUUUAUUAAAUGGAUGUUUAGAUCGUGAAACUUUUGGAAUGACAGCUUAUGAUUUUAUUAAAGUUAUAAUUGAAUCUACUGAAUAUUCAUUAAAGAAUCAAAAUGGGGGAAACAACAUACACAUACCUUGGAAUCAAGUUAUUACUCACUUAUUUUAUAUGAAAAAUCCAAAAAUUGAAAUUAAUCAUGAUGCAUUAUAUGAGAAAGGUAUACGAUUAGUUGAAGUUGAUAGAGCUGAUGGUGGGGAUUUUUUUGAUUUGGGGGAUUUAGAAAAUAAAUUGAGUCAAAUUAUUUCAUAG
This is a messenger RNA of Lodderomyces jiufengensis, 1431 nucleotides long. RefSeq lists its product as uncharacterized. Gene Ontology annotation, molecular function: LPPG:FO 2-phospho-L-lactate transferase activity. The transcript has a single exon. Bases 1 to 1431 code for a protein of 476 amino acids. The record is from RefSeq and is a predicted model, not a curated record. Lineage: Eukaryota; Fungi; Ascomycota; Pichiomycetes; Serinales; Debaryomycetaceae.